Messenger RNA from Tetrahymena thermophila SB210, 2304 nucleotides. RefSeq lists its product as hypothetical. The transcript is spliced from 6 exons. Lineage: Eukaryota; Ciliophora; Oligohymenophorea; Hymenostomatida; Tetrahymenidae. The record is from RefSeq and is a predicted model, not a curated record.
AAAUUAAUAGCCAUUUAAUAAAAAUAUUAAUUACAUUACUCAUCAAAUCUAAGAUAUAUGAAUAUCAAAGUAGCAGAAUCUCCAAAUCCAUAAAGGAUUUAAUUGGAAAUGAAUAAUUCUUUCUUCAAAAGUAGCCCCGCAAACCUUAAAAGGUAAGCUAUAGAGACUCUUUAAGCAAGAAGAAGGAUUAAGUUUAAAAAAAAUAAAAAUCUUAAUUCACAAACGUCAGAUAAUCAGAAUCACCAAGCUGAUAUAAGUAAGUAGGAAAAGGAACAGUUUGACAAGAAACUACAGUAAUUUUAAGAAAUUGAUCUGUAAGCUUACAAUAUAAAUAAUGGAACAAUGGAUAUCUAAAAAAAUAAAAACGAAUCGUUUUUAACAGACUUGGCUAAAUUCUCUGCUGCCCAUAAUCAUGAAAAAAAGAAAACAUUUGAUUUAGAUGCUUUUCCUAGCAUAAAAAAGUAUAUUAGGUAGUAAGCUACAGAUAUAUCUAGGAUAAGAAAUGCUUCACCUUCGUUUUCUUCAUAACCUUAAAGCUAAAAUCAUUAAUCAAGAUUAAAGCUCAUACUCGAGGAGCACUCAAUACAUAAUUAGCCGAAUUAAUUAAAUCUAUAAAAUAAUAAAAAUGAUGAAAAUUUUCCAAGUUUUCCUGCUAUUAAUUCUCCUUAGUAAAAUGAAAUAGCUUUAACCACCCCUAAAAAUUCAUCUAUCUUCACAACAUAAACUAUAACCGGGAAUGUUAUAGGCUAAAAAAUAAGAUCUCAAUCGGUUUAAAAUUAAUCUAAAAUGCAAAAGACUGAAAGUAGCAUUUAGGCUAACUACCUACAUUUAAAUUAGGGUAAAUAUCUUGAUGAUUUAUCUAAAGAGUAUUAUAUAAAUGAUGAAAAUGGAACAGAGAUACCUUCCAUAGAUGAUUUUUUAAAAGACAAAACUAAAAUUAAUUUCUUUAAACAAACUGUAAAACAUAAAUCUAGAUUAAGCAAUAUGGUAUUGAAGCUUGAAAAUGAUAAAAUAUAAAUUAAUUAGCUCUAUAAAAAUGAUCCAUACAAAAAACUUUUAUAAAACAUACCACUAACCUAAAAAUAUUAAUCAAAAGCUCCAAGGAGGCUAUUGCAUUAUAGUAACUUAGAGUCUGAGAUGGAUAGGAGUUCUUAUCUUGAAAAUGAUUUAUCUUAAACUCUUUUAGCUCAAAAUAUUUCUUUUUUAGAAACUUUUAAAAAUGAUAAAGAGAAAUCAGAACCUACUCAAACACCAAAUAAUUUAUAUUCCUCUUCUAAUGAUUUCUUUAACAACUAAGUGAGUGAAGACCAACUCAAACAAAUGUUUAGUUAAAACUACAAAAAUAUAGAUUUUGAUCAGAUUAUAUAAGCUAAAUAAAAUAAUAUUGAUCACUCUAGAAUAUAAUUUCAUUAUUUUGCAUAAAAUAUGAUUAAAAUACAGAAACAAAAAUAAAAUUUAAAUAAAAACACUUAAAACGUUUUAAACUAUCAGAUAUGGAAUAGAAAGGACAAUAUGAUUUAAAAGAUAAAACUAAUUGAUGAUUAAUCAUAACUUCUAUAAGAUAAUGGAGUUGAUAAUAAUUAAUUAUCUACUAAUUCUGUUUCUAAUUUUAAUUAGGAUUCUACUAAAAAUCUAUCAACUAAAAAAUGGUUUUAAACAAAGAAAAAACUCAGCAAAUAAUUCAGCCAGAGCAUAUAAAUAAAUAAAAUAUAAUCCUACUAAUUGAAUCAAUUUUUGAUCUAUCUAAAAGAAGAAUAUGAAAAGCAUAUUGAAGAAAAUGAAAAAAUGUUUUUAAAAUAUAUCAAAUAAUAAUUAGAGUUAGGAAAGAUUAUUGAUGAGAAAUAAAUGAAUGAUAUAAUUUAUAACCAUUUAAUAGAUAUAAACUCUCAUUUUGCUCAAAAGUCAAAAUAAUAUAUUUUAAAUGAGAAACCUGUAUUCAAAUAAAUUCAUAAAAAUACUGCUAUAACUGAAGAAAACGAGUAAGAUGUAGAUACAAAUUUUGAAAAACCACAAAACUAGUCAACUAAAAUGAAAAAUUAAAUUCUUUAAUAAAAUUUAUAAUCUUAAAAUAGCAAUUAUUAAAGAUAAAUGAGAUAUAAAAGAGUUGGUAAAGAACUUAAAAAACUUAAUACUGGUCUUAGUAAUUACUCAAUUGAAGAAAAAAAGUAACAAAAUCAAUUUUAAGAUGGAAGAAUCACUGAAGAAUCAUACUUUGAUCCAAUAAUUACAUCUUAUACUUUAAAUACUAACUAAAACUUAAAAACAAACUUGAGAAAUCAUACCAGGAUUAACUCUUUUUGUUGA